Molecule: messenger RNA, 2339 nt
Organism: Drosophila arizonae
Lineage: Eukaryota; Metazoa; Arthropoda; Insecta; Diptera; Drosophilidae
Gene: Rga
Product: CCR4-NOT transcription complex subunit regena
Biological process (GO): regulation of DNA-templated transcription
Cellular component (GO): CCR4-NOT core complex
Source: RefSeq, a predicted model, not a curated record
AAACCUUCGGUACUCCUGCUCUCGGGUAGGCACGACGAAGUAAAGUACACCAAUACACAGUUACCAAUACACAGCGUGAGUGUACGUGCGUACAUAUAUAUUUACAUAUACAUAUAUAUAUAUGUGCAAUAUAUUUAGGGACGAUACGGCGCGGAAAAAUACCAACUAACCUCUCUCCUCACGUUGCGGUUACACUUUGCGCAUCAUCUUCAUCCUCGUGUGGGUGACCGUGUGUAUGAGAGUGUAUAUCCUGCUAGCCCGUGUGCCGUUGUGUAUGUGCGACGAGUGCCAUUUAUAAGUAACAGUAAAAGAAACUGAAUCGAGUGAUCAGAGCUGAGCAUAUAUUCAAGUUCACAAAGUGUAAGCGUCAGUUGGUGCAGCAUCUGACGAAACGACGACGCAAGCGUCAGMAACAACAACAACAACGUCCCAGUCGCUUUGGAAUGUUAAAUGCGGUGAGAACAAACCAUUCAGUGUAUGUUGUUGUUGGUAACAGCAGUAGUCGGAAAACAUUAGCAGUAACAGUGGCAGAAGAGGAAGAAGCAGCAGCAUUAUCAUCCAUCGUUCAUUUAGAUUAUGGCGAAUUUAAAUUUUCAACAACCUCCGAGAAGCAUAGCAAACGCGGCUUUGACAGGCCGCACAACGGGCGGCUUUGGUGGUAGCUCGAUGUCUGGCCAUGUAACCCCCACGUCCGGCAUGUUCCAAACCGAUUUCGGCACCUCUUAUCCCGGCGCUGCGAAUUACGGUCAACAAACGCAACAGCCGCCUCAGCUAUCUCCGAAUCGCAAUGUGCAGUUAUCGGUUGGUGGUCCCGCGUUAUCGAGUGGCAAUCGCAAUGCGAAUCUAUUUGGCCAACGGCCGUUUGUGGAACGUCGUGCCAUGCAGGGUUUGGGCAGCGGGCCCAUGUCGAACAUGGGAAACUUUAUGCAAACCGGUCGUGGUGGAUAUGGCACAGGCGGUGGUGCAGGUGGAGGCCCUUUAAAUAACUUUCAUGUAUUCGGAGGCGGCAGCGGGGCGGACGCAGCAACGCCAGCGCUGCUUGAUCCCACAGAGUUCCCUUCGCUGACGAAUGCGCGUGGCCAGAACGAUCAGACACUGCCCCAAUCGAAUACCCUCCAGCCGCCGGGCAGCAAACCCUACGGUAAUUUCUUUACCUCUUUUGGCAUGGUCAAACAACCAACGUCAGAGCAAUCGGAGUUUACGAUGUCGAACGAGGACUUUCCUGCGUUACCGGGUACCCAAAAUUCGGAUGGCACAACGAAUACGUUGGGUAGCAGCAGCGGCGUUGGCAACGCUUCUGGAGGUGGUAGCGGAGGAGGAAGUGGAAGCGGUGUCACAGACAAUAAUCUGGAUGGCACGGAAAAGGCAAUGAAUUCAAUUGUGGUCAGCGGCGGCGGUUCGGCCAGCUCCGGCGCCGUGGGCGUUGGUGGAAAUGGUCACGGCGCCGUUGGAAGCGGUCUAGGCGGCGCUGUUGUUGGCGGUGGUGGCGGCAACAGCAGCGGGUCGAGCGGUGUAGUGAACGCGACGCAUGUAGGAUUAGUGGGCGGCACAGGUGGAGGCGGUGGCGCCAACAGUGUUACCGGAAACAAUGUUAUGAUGGGCGGCGGCCUCGGUAGCGCCACAAGCAGUGGAGCAGGCGGCGAGCAUAUGAAUGAUAAUUCCAGCAAUGAUAAACUUGUGAAGAGCGGCGUGCAAACAUCGCCAGAUGGCAAGGUCACAAAUAUACCAGCGAGCAUGGUGAACAAUCAGUUUGGCAUGGUGGGUCUGCUAACGUUUAUCCGAGCAGCUGAAACGGAUCCCAAUCUGGUGACAUUGUCGCUGGGCACGGAUCUAACGGGCCUGGGCUUAAAUCUUAAUUCACAGGAGAGUUUGCAUCCAACAUUCGCAGGCCCAUUCGUGGAACAACCCUGCAGAGCACAAGACGUUGAGUACAGCGUGCCACCCGAAUAUCUGAUCAAUUUUGCGAUUAGAGAUAAGCUCACAGCGCCGGUACUGAAAAAGCUGCAAGAGGAUCUGCUGUUUUUCCUGUUCUAUACGAAUAUCGGUGAUAUGAUGCAAUUGAUGGCAGCUGCUGAAUUGCAUAGUCGUGAGUGGCGGUAUCAUGUUGAGGAGAAAAUUUGGAUAACUCGAAUUCCUGGCAUUAAUCAAUAUGAAAAAAAUGGUACAAAAGAGCGUGGCACCUUCUAUUACUUUGAUGCGCAAAGUUGGAAACGUUUGUCCAAGGUUUUCCAUAUAGAUGCCGAGAAAUUAGAUAAAUGUCCCAAUAUAAGUGCGUUUAUGAAUGGACAGUCUGUAUAAUAAUAAUAAAACUGAAAAAAUUUGAAAAAAGCAAAAACAAA